AUGGCCACUUCAUUUCUCAUCUCUAACCCAAUUUCUCGCACUCACACCUUCACAUUCCCUUCCUCGAGGGCCCCACCUUACCUCAUCUCUCCGCCUCUUCUCCACGCCACUUACCGGAGACCAAGACGCGCCACGGUGGUCACACGCGCCGGCGCAAACGCCAAUAGCUACGCUUUCGCGAUUGCACUUCCUCUUUCUCUCCUCGUUGUUACGGUGUUCACUGCCCUCCGAAUUGGUGAGAAGCUCGACAAAGAUUACUACGAAGAGAUGGCAAUAAAUGAAGCUAUCAUGGAAGUUGACGAAGAGGAGGAAGAGGACUACGAUGAUGACGCAGAACCUUAUUUACAAGAAGAACCUGUCCUUCCACGUGGCCGCAACAGACCAAAAAGAGAAGCUUAA
This is a messenger RNA of Lathyrus sativus (Indian pea), 399 nucleotides long. NCBI's taxonomy places the organism in Eukaryota, Viridiplantae, Streptophyta, Magnoliopsida, Fabales, Fabaceae. The record is from the annotation of a GenBank genome assembly.